CCAAAAGUCAUUAAUCGUCCCAAACAAUUUGCACACCCAUAUAGUUUGUUGUUCUGAAGAUCACUCACUCUAUAGAUCUCUACACUACAUAUUGACACACACACACACGUAUAUAUAUAUACACAUACACGUUCAAUUAAGAGAUAUUUGCUACUUUGAUGCUGUAAACCUUCAAGAAAAUUGUAGAGAGACCCAGUUCUCAAAUUUGAAUAUUCCAAUUUUUAUGGUGUGAUUUGGAUUGCACAGAUCCACUUGAAGAUUUCUUGUGGAUCCACAAGCAUUUGCAUCAACCAUUUGUAUUGGCGAGCCGUGGAUCGAGCAUUACAGAGGAUUGUGUUGGUUUUUUUCAGGAUGUUUCGCGUUGGGUUUUUGAAUCUCAGCUCAAAUCUUGAUUUUGCUUUUGUCUGAUAUGGAUUUUGGGGUUAAAUCGGGAAGAUAUUUAUCGAGUUUUAAUUGCUUUUCUUGGAGAUUUAGCGUGUUUGGUGGAACUAUAUUCAUCUCAUGUGGAUGUGAUAGGAGUUUAGGCGGUGAAUUCUAAUUAGGGUUUGGAGGAAAAGAUGUUUUGGAGGGAACGUGAGAGGGAGAGCAAAGAGCAGAACGGUGGACCACCUUGCGGGCAGGUCCGAGUGCUUGUUGUUGGAGACUCAGGUGUGGGGAAAACUUCUAUUGUUCAUUUGAUUGCCAAAGGUUCUUCCAUUGCUCGUCCUCCUCAAACGGUUGGAUGUACGGUUGCUGUGAAGCACAUUACUUAUGGAAAUUCUGGCAGCUCUUCAAAUAGCAUUAAAGGUGACAGUGAGAGGGAUUUCUUUAUUGAACUUUGGGAUGUGUCUGGACAUGAGCGUUACAAAGAUUGCCGGUCUCUUUUCUAUUCACAAAUUAACGGUGUUAUUUUUGUUCAUGAUCUAUCUCAGAGAAGGACAAAGACAGGCUUGCAAAAGUGGGCAGCAGAGAUAGCAGCAACUGGAUCGUUUUCGGCCCCUCUAGGGUCUGGAGGUCCUGGUGGCCUUCCUGUCCCCUACAUUGUGAUUGGUAACAAGGCAGAUAUUGCAGCAAAAGAGGGCACAAGAGGAAGCAGUGGCAAUCUUGUUGAUGUAGCACGACAGUGGGUUGAGAAGCAGGGUUUGCUUCCAUCAAGUGAGGAACUCCCAUUGACUGAGAGUUUUCCUGGCAGUGGAGGCCUUCUAGCAGCUGCAAAAGAAGCUAGAUAUGACAAGGAAGCUUUAGUGAAGUUUUUCCGUAUGUUGAUCAGGAGGAGAUAUUUUUCAGAUGACUUAUCUGCACCAAACCCGUGGUCUUCUACGUCUCAGAGAUCACUGCAGCAGCGGUCAAAUGAAAAUUUGAGUGAUGAAGAUCAGUUGUACAAGCGUACAACUACAAGUUUAGGUGGCGAUCCGUACAAGUACAAUGUACUCCCUCCACUUCCAGCUCAACGCAAUCUCACACCACCUCCCACGCUUUAUCCUCAGCAGCCAAUGUCGACGCCUGAAAACUAUAACCUCCCAAGAUUUGCUUUGACUGGUGUCCCAGAAAUCAGCAGUGCCAGAUCAAAGCGCUCAGAUAUCAACGUUUGAUGAUCACAAUCCCUUAUUAUUUCCAAAAGGAGUAUAAUCUUCCAAGAGAGCAGAAUUUAUCUUUGCAUCAACAGUCUUCACUAGCUCAGUCAUCUUCUCUUCAUUCACUGACAAUUUUCCAUUAAAACUGCUACCAUGAGGAUUAGGAGAUAAUAGAGAGGGAUGGACAGGCAGUAUGCCGUCCAUGAACAGUGACCAAGUCGGUUCGCAGCUCUUUUCCGGCUCACUCUGCGCCGCUGGUGCCUGCUCUGGCACACACUCUGGGCUGGUUUUCCCCUGCUCGCUCUUUGCCUCUGUUGCCUGCUCUGGCACACACCCUGGGUUGGUUUUCUCCGGCUCGCUCUUUGCCGCUGUUGCCUGCUCUGGGACACACUCUGGGCUGGUUUUCUCCGUCAUGCUAUUGCAGCCAUUGCUCUUGGUUUGCUUGUCCUUCCAUGUCAAUUUUGUGGGCGUAGAUGGCAUGGACAUUCUUUAAUCUAAAGCAUUAUAUGUAACAUGGGUUUGAAAUUGUAAGUAUUUGAAACACACACGAGUUUAUAUAUAUAUAUAAAAGAGUGAAGCAAACUUCUACCUUUUGUGCUUCUUUGAGUAUAGUUUUUUUUGCCUUCGUCGCCUCA
This is a messenger RNA of Cornus florida, 2188 nucleotides long. Its product is annotated as small GTPase LIP1. Gene Ontology annotation, molecular function: GTPase activity. The record is from RefSeq and is a predicted model, not a curated record. Gene Ontology annotation, cellular component: endomembrane system. Lineage: Eukaryota; Viridiplantae; Streptophyta; Magnoliopsida; Cornales; Cornaceae. Bases 558 to 1571 code for a protein of 337 amino acids. Gene Ontology annotation, biological process: intracellular protein transport. The transcript has 8 exons.